Messenger RNA from Triplophysa dalaica, 2575 nucleotides. RefSeq names its product bone gamma-carboxyglutamate (gla) protein, like (gene bglapl). Gene Ontology annotation, cellular component: extracellular region. Gene Ontology annotation, biological process: response to vitamin K; bone development; regulation of cellular response to insulin stimulus. Lineage: Eukaryota; Metazoa; Chordata; Actinopteri; Cypriniformes; Nemacheilidae. Gene Ontology annotation, molecular function: structural constituent of bone; calcium ion binding; hydroxyapatite binding. The transcript is spliced from 4 exons. The record is from RefSeq and is a predicted model, not a curated record. Bases 1571 to 2077 code for a protein of 168 amino acids.
UUCACAUCCGGCGGGCCGUGCUUGAUGGGGCCGUAAUUGAAGUGGGGAAUUAUGGGGGAUCCCAUAAACACUAAUGACACGUUUCACAUGAUCUCACACACAUUGUGUUUACUGAGCUGAUUGUGUUUAUUUCAGGCCGAGCAGAAGAAGUUCAUAUGAUGACGGUACACCUGCUGCCGUCAUAACAGACACAGAGAGAUAAUGACGCCAACAAAAACCUGAGCCGUUUCCUGUGAGAUCUCACAUUGAGUUUAAUCCAAGAACAUUUCCACUCUGGAAUGAAAGAAAUUGACCGUCGAAGAAAAAUAUACGUUAUACAUUUAGAAGCAUCGCCUACAUAAUCCCGCAGAUAUGGCCAGUGUUCAGAAAGCUGUGGAGUCUGUAAUGAGUUCUUCAAUACGGGGUUUUGGCUCAAUUUCACACAUUUAGGUGCAUGUGCUUAUCCCUCUGCCAGCAUGUGGUUUCUGGAGCUCGACUCUGUGUGUGUCUUUCUCUGUGUGUGUCUUUCUCUGUGCGUGUGUGUGUGUGUGUGUGUGUUUCUGUUUCUCUGUGUGUGUGUGUGUGUUUGUGUGUGUUUCUCUGUGUGUGUGUGUGUGUGUGUUUCUGUGUGUGUGUGUGUGUGUGUGUGUGUGUGUUUCUCUAUGUGUUUCUCUGUGUGCGAGCGUGUGUGUGUGUGUGUGUUUCUCUGUGUGGGAGCAUGUGUGUGUGUGUGUGUGUUUCUCUGUGUUUGUGUUUCUCUGUGUGCGAGCAUGUGUGUGUGUGUGUGCGUGUGUGUUUCUCUGUGUGCGAGCAUGUGUGUGUGUGUGUGUGUGUGUGUGUGUGUGUGUGUGUGUGUGUGUGUGUUUCUCUGUGUGCGAGCAUGUGCGUGUGUGUGUGUUUCUCUGUGUGCGAGCAUCUGUGCGUGUGUGUGUGUGUGUGUGUGUGUGUUUCUGUGUGUGUGUGUGAGUGUGUUUCUCUGUGUGCGAGCAUCUGUGCGUGUGUGUGUGUGUGUGUGUGUGUGUUUCUGUGUGUGUGUGUGAGUGUGUUUCUCUGUGUGCGAGCAUCUGUGCGUGUGUGUGUGUGUUUCUCUGUGUGCACAUUCAAACAGUGUUUAGUUUAAUCACAUUUAUAAAAGAGAGAUACAGCUGUACCAUUAUUAUACCAAACACAAGCUCCUGGAGGCGGGACUACUAGUCAGAGUCAAAGUCUGCUAUUGUGUCUAUUCUGCCACAUGUAAAGUACACAAUCUGAAUAGAGGAUUGAAGUUGCGCUACUCUCAGACACUGUGUGUGUGUUUCUCUGUGUGUGCGUGUGUGUGUGUGUGUGUGUGUGUGUGUGUGUGUGUGUGUGUGUGUGUGUGUGUGUGUGUGUGCGUGUGUGUGUGCGUGUGUGUUUCUCUGUCUGCGUGUGUGUUGAUGUUGGAAUGCAGCGAGGGGCAUGAACGUUCCUCGAUUCUCAAACCAAUCACAAAGUCUAGCAGGAGGGUGCGGGGGUGAAGGAUGGAGUAUAAACACGCCGGUGAGCAGACGGACAUCAGACAGAAGACAAACGAACAUCAUCUGCUGAGAAGAAAGUGAGAUUCUGAGGAGCCAUGAAGACUUUGACUGUCCUGAGCGUGUGUGCUCUGCUGUCUGUCUGCAUGUCUAUGGGAGUUUACACAGAAGCUGACGCUGCUGGACAUUCUCUGGCUGAUUUGGUGGCGUCUCCGACCGCCGCUCCUGAGUCUCCCUCAUCGUCCUCAUCCGCCUCAGAUUCUGAUUCCUCCUCCUCAGAGUCCGAUUCCGUGUCUGAUUCCACCUCCUCAUCAUCAUCAUCAGAGUCUGAUUCUGCAUCUGAUUCCACCUCAGACUCGUCCUCCUCUGAGUCAAACUCGGCCAGUGCUGAAGGAACUCCUGCCAAUCACGUGCUGCUGAAGAGAGAUGUGGCUGCAAGACUUCUGCGACGCAGGAGAGCCGGAGCCAACGCAGCUGAUCUGAGUCCUCAACAACUGGAGAGCUUGAAAGAAGUGUGUGAGGUGAAUCUGGGAUGUGAACACAUGGCUGAAACCGCUGGGAUCAUUGCAGCUUAUACAGCGUAUUACGGACCCAUCCCAUAUUAAUACAUCAGUCACAGUCAUGACUGUCCCACAAACCCCAGAGAGCCUCAAAAUAAUAAUAAAGAGCUUUGGGUUUUGUUGAAGAGGAGAUACAUCACCAUUUGAGUGAUGAAGGUUAAAAAAGGGACUCAAGAGUGGAGAUAUGAACAUAAACAACUGUGUGUUUGUGUGUUUUAAUUCAUUAUAACGUCAUUUAGAUUCUUUUUAGAAGAAGUUUGUUGUUUUUGUGAAGAAAACUUUCCUCUUCACAACGUGACGGUGCUGUUAGUGUCAGUGUUUAACUCAUUUAUUCUGUAUUGUGCUGUAUAUACAUCCCCUGAUCAUUGUCAAUAAUCAUUCAAACUGUUUAUUUGUGAACAUUAAUAGUUGUAUAGAACAUAUGAUUCAAUAAAAUUACAAAAUUAAUUUUAAUUAAAAUUUUAUUAAAUUUAAUUAAGUCUCUGAUUGUUGUUUUGUUUUUUUAUUGUUUGUUUUAGUAAUAUAAUAAAUUGCUGAAAUGAA